UCCGGUCGGAGCGCUCCGCUUCCUGUGAAGCUGUGUUUCAUAAACCCGAAACGUUGAGAAAAGGAAAGAUGCUCUCCUUGUCUCGAUCAGUGGUGUGUGGGGUCGUACGUGCCCCUGCCGCUGCCAGCCAAGGCUGCGUGACAGCAAUCACUAGAUUCAACAGCACAGCACAGGCUGCACCUAAGAAGACAAAAUUUGGACCACUGGCAGAUGAGGACAGAAUAUUUACAAACCUUUAUGGCCGUCAUGACUGGAGGUUGAAGGGAGCCCAGAAGCGUGGCGACUGGUACAAAACCAAGGAGAUUCUUUUGAAGGGAGUUGACUGGAUUCUCAAUGAGAUCAAAGUUUCUGGGCUGCGUGGGAGAGGUGGAGCCGGUUUCCCUACUGGCAUGAAGUGGAGCUUCAUGAACAAGCCCAGUGAUGGCAGGCCUAAGUAUCUGGUUGUGAAUGCUGAUGAGGGAGAACCAGGCACCUGCAAGGACAGGGAGAUCAUGAGGAAUGAUCCCCACAAGCUGGUAGAGGGCUGCCUGGUUGCUGGGAGGGCCAUGGGAGCACGUGCUGCUUAUAUUUACAUUAGAGGAGAGUUCUACAACGAGUCAUCCAAUCUACAGGUGGCCAUCAAUGAGGCUUACGCUGCUGGGCUAAUUGGAAAGAAUGCCUGUGGCACCGACUAUGACUUUGAUGUGUUUGUGAUGCGCGGUGCGGGAGCUUACAUCUGUGGAGAGGAGACUGCUCUCAUAGAGUCUCUGGAGGGCAAGCAAGGGAAGCCCCGCCUGAAGCCCCCCUUCCCUGCUGAUGUGGGUGUGUUCGGUUGCCCAACAACUGUUGCCAACGUGGAGACCGUCGCUGUGGCACCCACCAUCUGCCGUCGUGGCGGCUCGUGGUUUUUGGGCUUCGGAAGGGAGAGGAACUCGGGAACAAAGCUCUUCAACAUCUCUGGCCAUGUCAACCACCCGUGCACCAUAGAGGAGGAGAUGUCGAUCCCUUUGAAGGAACUCAUCGAGAGACAUGCAGAUUUAGACAGCUCAAUGUACACACAAGUCCAGCUUCCUUUUAUUCGUGUUUUAAAUGAGGCCACCAACUAUCUGGCAGGUGGCGUGCGUGGAGGUUGGGAUAACCUGCUGGCUAUCAUCCCCGGUGGAUCCUCAACUCCUCUCAUUCCCAAGAACGUUUGUGAAGAAGUGCUGAUGGACUUUGAUGGCCUCAUUCAGGCGCAGACUGGACUGGGCACCGCUGCUAUAAUCGUCAUGGACAAAUCUACCGACAUCAUCAGAGCCAUCGCCCGCCUGAUUGAGUUCUACAAGCAUGAGAGUUGUGGCCAGUGCACCCCAUGCAGGGAGGGAGUGGACUGGAUGAAUAACAUGAUGUGGCGUUUUGUCCGCGGUGAUGCGCGCCCAUCAGAGAUCGACAUGAUUUGGGAGCUCAGUAAGCAGAUUGAGGGACACACGAUCUGUGCCCUGGGUGAUGGUGCAGCAUGGCCUGUGCAGGGGUUGAUCCGGCACUUCAGGCCUGUGAUGGAAAGCCGAAUUGCUGAUUACCAGCAGCAGCAGCAGGCCAGAGCUUAGAUGGCCACUUUUACCUUCUUGAACUAUACUUUCUGCCUCAUAUGCCCUUAACCCGGUGCUCCUUUCAUUCACAACUUAUUUAAAUGAUCAAAUAAUGUGCCGUGUUGUCACCUCAUCAUCAAGCUUUGCAUUGAUGUCUGCCUUGUUGGGUAAAAAUACAAAUAAAGUUCUAUUACCUGAAAAUGAUGUUUGAGUUGAAGGCUGGACUUGUUCAAGUUGGUACUGCUGCUGGAAUGUUACUGUUCUUUGUGUAUUUUACAGAUUGUUCUCAACAUAAGUGUGAAGGCUUCACACAUUCAAAAUAAACAUAAGCAUGUGCUUUACAAGUACUUAACAACAAAGUGUUAACAUAAUUUGGUUUCCUUGAAAGAAUUAAUAUAAAAGUACUGAACUGAGUCAAAUUCAAAUCACCUAUUUAUUAUGAGUGUCAACAAGUAUAACUUCAUAUAUGAGAAAUGAUUUUGUGGAAAAAUAGCCUUUGUUCAGCGUCAAGCCUUAAGAAAAAUGUACAUAUUCAUAUUUAUGUUGCAUUGUACCAUUUUGUCUGAUAUGGUCCAGUUUCAGAAAUUGAUAUUUGUUUUAUUCUUCCUGGUUUAAGGAAGAAUUAAACCUGAAACAGACAUUUUUAACAUAAGCCAAAAACGACUACCUUUCUUCUGUCCUUCCAGGUGCAAUCAG
Molecule: messenger RNA, 2243 nt
Organism: Menidia menidia (Atlantic silverside)
Lineage: Eukaryota; Metazoa; Chordata; Actinopteri; Atheriniformes; Atherinopsidae
Source: the annotation of a GenBank genome assembly